Messenger RNA from Ooceraea biroi (clonal raider ant), 8660 nucleotides. RefSeq names its product tubulin beta chain. Gene Ontology annotation, cellular component: plasma membrane; microtubule. Gene Ontology annotation, molecular function: GTP binding; structural constituent of cytoskeleton; GTPase activity. Gene Ontology annotation, biological process: microtubule-based process. Lineage: Eukaryota; Metazoa; Arthropoda; Insecta; Hymenoptera; Formicidae. The record is from RefSeq and is a predicted model, not a curated record.
AGUCGACUCGCGGCAGCCUGGCUUUCGAAACUCGGCACGACGGCCGCUUCCUCGCGCCCUGUGCCCUCGUUGUCUCCUCUCUCGUCUAUCUGUCUGUCUGUCUGUCUGUCUCUCUCUCUCUCCCUUAUUUUCUCCUUUCUUCCAACCUCUCGACCUCUCGUCCCGUCUUCUCUCACCCUUGGCGUCGGUUCUUUCCGAGCCUGGUGUGUCACCCGGAGCAUCUCGUGCACCCUCCACCCUCCCUCUCCUCCCCCCGCCAUCCCACCAAAUCUCGAUUACGCGCGCUCGCCGAUAUAACGCAGCGCUGACGAUCUACGCCGCUGCUCCCCGGCAGCGGCGGCAGUGCUCGUCCCAGACUGGAACCACCGUCGCUGGUGGUGGUCCUGGGGAAGUAAUCCGGUCGUGAGCGGGCGUCCAUCCUCCGGACGGAGCCACGCUUCCGACUCCUAUGUGCGUCAGUGCGCGGUUAAGAGUCGCGGGGGAGACUGUGCCAGGCGACGUCGAUACGUCGAGGAGGACGAUGAUAACGAUGUGAAUUGGCGGUUCGUUCGCGUGCUCUCGUUCGCAAGGAUCUCGCGCACACGAUCGUCCUGGGAAUCCUCGGCCGACCGACGACAGAGAGACGAUGGCAUAUACGAGGAGGCCCGUAUGGAGAAUAUCGCGUCGGUGAUUUCGAUCGGCAGCGAGGAUUCAGCUUCGCCGACGACUCGUCGAAGAAAUCUGCACACAGACAGCAUGAGAAUGUCAUGGUAAAGACGCGCGAAUGGACGUGCAUGUUGUUUCAUUGCUGAAAAUAAUGCUAAUUCGUUGCUAAAAAUGAGAAACAUUUGCCUUUCAGUCUUUCCACAAGUUUCAAUUUCGAGUAGUAAUUUUCAUCUCGCGUCUCUCUUGUAAAAUGAAGGAGAUUACCUAAAGUUAUCUCCAGAAAAACAUGUAUCGUUUCAUUCCGAAAUUUCUUUUUGAGUUUGAAACGUUUUACGGGGUUGCUUAAUUUUCCAUUGACACAAUUUAUAUGUCCAGUCUGUCUACGAUCUGUCCAGGUUCUGGUGCUACUGGUACCGAAAACGUACACACAAAAGAGACAAUCAUUUUUUGUUUCUAUUUUUUUUAACCAAAAUGUGCUCCUGCUGAGUUAAUGCAACGCUACAAGCGAUUAAAACAUUUUUGAAAUAGUCACUGUACUCCGUUUUCGAUAUCGCCUCGAAAAUCACAAUCGAAAUAUUUUGGAUGUUCUGAAUGGUAUCGUAACGCUUUCCUUUCAACAUCAACUUGAGUUUUGCGAAUAGCCAAAAGUCACACGGAGCAAAUACGAAGGAUGUUUGAGCACUGAUGCUUCUUCUGGCCAAGGAAGAUCGAAAUGUACAAUAUUGGAUUUAUGCAUGGGUGCAUUAUCGUGUAGAAGCAAAACCCUUGCUCUCGGUAUUUAGGCCGAACUCGAAGAAUUCUGUUCUACGAACGAUUCAGAAGUAUAUCAAAUAAUAAUCAGCGUUCACCGAUUGAUCUUCCACUAUGAAUUUCUCGUGGAUAAUUCCUUUCGAAUCGAUCGAAUCGAAAAAAAAGUUAGACAAUACCUAGAUUCGGCUCUUCUGCAUGUGCACUUUCUUCGAUUUUAGCUCUUCCGGGCUCUGCCAUGCCGCGCUCUGCCGCUUUGUGAACGGCUUAUAUUGAAAACAUCAUGCUUCGUCAGCAGUUAGGACGUUUUUCACGAAAUCCGAGUCAAUAUCGGUCGCUUUUAGCACGUAGUGCAGUGCUCCACUCUGACGUCUUUUUGAUCCUCCGUCAGCAUUUGCGGUACGAAGAGUGCACAGAGCUUUCGUUUGCCCAAAUCCUCGGUCAGAAUUUGAUGUACAGUGCUUUUAGGUAUGCCAGUGAACUCCUCGAUGAAUCGUGAAGACGUACAGCGAUCCGAUCAAAGAAUUCAAGCGCUUUUUGCGCAUUUCCGGAGGUACAACUUGUUUUUGGCGGUGUUGAGCGUCUGCAAUGUCCUCUCUGCCGUCACGAAAUUAUCAUUUAAAAGCUUCAUAACGCAACCACUCAUCAAGAGAUGUUGCUGCAGAAAAAAAGUUUAAAAAAUCAGUCGCACCAGAGCGUGGAUAGACCGUGCAUAAAAUUAAUUUGGAUAAACUAAAUAUUUUCGAUGGAGCAAUUUUCUUGCCUGUUUGCAUAUUGUAGAUAAGACUGCGAUAUAGGAAGGAGCAUGAAAUUGCCGAGCCCUUGCUAAAUCUGAAUUGUCGGUGAGAGAGAAUCGCGAGUGCGUCCUCGUUACGUAUGCAUCUCGCGCAACGAAACGCGUUCUCGGCGUCGGCAUGGUAAUGCGAAAUAAUCACGGUCGUUGGCGAAAUAUCGGCAAAUUGGAAAAACAUAGCUCGACGAUUCCGAUGAAAUCGUCCGACUCCUCUUGGAUGCUGUGUUCGCUUGUUUUGCCGUAACACACGCGUGCCCGUAUCUCGUAUGCACGCGCGUAAUCAACGAGCGAUCUAAAUUGCUGAUGCGCUAACCGCGCCGAGGACAGUUCAUUUGACAUUUUCGACACGCGCCUGUCUUUAUUCGAUUCGUCACGCAGAAUGUGGAAACCCACGAGUCGCAUCGAUUCGACGAACUUCCACCGCAAUUUUCACCCGGGCCAUCCAAAAAAAGAAUAAUUCUCGUGACCUUGGCUCGCUGGAUUUUGGAACGCGGAUCUCGCGGAGUGAAACGGGAUUCCCGAAUGUCGGGCAGCCUAGAUUGUCGGAAGUUAUAUACACGUUGUACCGGAAAAGAAGGGAGACACUGAAAAAAAAUAUUGGAUCCGCGAGAGCGAGACGAGACAAUGAACGCAGCGCGAGAAUGCUAGGGGAGGACGAAAGUGUCGGUUGAAUGAAAAGGGAGAUAGAGGGAGAGCACGCGGGUGCGCGCGGGUAAAGGAGAGAAAAUUCCGGAGGUGAAGUACUGUUGUCGAUGGCGGAGUCAGCGCGGAUUUAGCCAAUUAUCACCCCGCUCUCUCGAUGUGGAUGUAUGAACGAGGCCCUUCCGGCAUAUGCUCGAUCUCAUCUGGCGAACCAUGCGGUGUCCCUUAUUGCCCUUUGGGGAAAUGAUAACGCGAUGCUCUCGCAUACUUGAGUCUCCUAUUCCAUCAAGUCUCAUGCAAUAAAGAUAUUGCCCUCGAACAGCGAGCAGCAUAAUCGCGCAAAGCGAGAGAAUUACAAAUUUCCCCUGCACGAGUCCUCCCUUCAUCUUCCUUUAGCAUACUUAUUCUAUAACGUAAAUUCUUCGUGGCAGACCAUGACUGCGCAAAUAACUUAUAUUUUUUUAUACUUGUAUUAUAACGCGUGAUGUGGAAUAAUGUGGAUUUCUAUAGUCACCUUAAAAUAAAUGUCUUUUUUUUUGCGUGAAACUAUUGUGUGUAGACGUCUCUUAAAGGCAAGUUGUGAAUGCACAAUGCUGUAUUUAACAUUUCUAUUUUCCCAUUGCACGUGACAGGAAGAAUCAAUGAACGAUAUUGCCAUACGAACGAUCUUUUUCUGUACGCGCGUGUGCAUAGGUAGUUCUCGACGGAAGAGGCAAAUGGAGAUAAGAGGAGAGAAAGCGGAGGUAUUUUGACAGCCUCGGCACUUGUCCCGGGAAUGCCUCGAAUGCCUGUGCCGGUACUCCUCGGUAGUUGGGGCUGGGGCUGGGGAUUUUUCGCCAUAUUCCUCCUGCUUCUGGCCACCCCCAGUCCCGCUGCCAUUCGCAGAGACCGAGACCACUGCAACAAAACAGUGGAUAUAUACGAGGAUGUGUCGAGUCCGGCGGUGACCCCAGCGAAUUGGGGUAAGCCCCUCUCGUGUUGGUACCGCUUCCGUGCCUUUCGCGGAACGCCCCGAGACUGGAUUCUGCGGGUACGCUUCAAGAAGUUUAAGGUCGGGGUGCUGGAGAACGCUACCACUUGCAGCGGCGGUUACCUGCAGAUCAUAGAUGGGAACACAAAAACCGAGGUGAGCAAUCGCAAGGACCCGGGCGUCUAUUGCGGCGAGUCCGAGCAGCCGCAGACGUUUAUCAGCGAGACCAGCUUCGUGCGGGUAAUCUUCCAUGCGGACAAUUUCACCGAUCAGACGUACUUUAGCUUCGACUCGCGCGCCGAGCAGCAAUUCGAGGUGUAUCUCAGGUACGGCCAGCAUCCGGAACUUUACCCGAACCGCCGCGGCGAGAUCGUGCCCGGUAGUUAUUGCGAACGAGUGUUCAAAGACUGCCGGCUGCAGACGUGCUAUGUACAGAGCCCGGCGUACCCGGGCAUCUACCCGCGCGCGUUACACUGCAAGUACCGGCUGAACACCAGGCUGCCCUUCAUCAAGCUCUACAUCGAGAACGAGGAGUUCAACAUCGACGGGCAACGAUGCGAGAACAUCAUGACGUGUCCGAUGCGACCCAUCAGUUCCGGCUCGGAGCAUUGCCCCUACGAUUACAUACGCGUGUACGACGGCAAGAACGAAAGCAGCCCGGUGAUCGGCACGUUCUGCGGCAUGGGCAAGUUCCCGUACAGCAUCAUCGGCACCAGCGAGGACCUGUAUGUGGAGUUCGUGUCAUCACCGGCUGGCCCGCUGCUCAACACCGGCUUUCACUUCAACGUGGGCAACUGGCCGGGCCACGUGGAAACCGCCGGCGUGAAGAACGGUAGCUGCGACUGGCUGCUGAACAGCGAGUCCCUCGUGAGCGGUAACGAGGGUAUCUUCCUGUCGGUCGCGCACUGGUAUCCGCCGCACACCAGCUGCACGUACCUGCUGCGCGGUCGCCCGGGCGAGAUCGCGCGUCUCUACUUCCCGAGUUUCCGCGUGAACCGCAUCGAGUCGCCGAUACAGCCUUACGAUGGCGACUGCGGCGAGAGCUUGACGUUGUACGACUCCGACUGGCCGGACGACGCCAGGAUCAUCAAGACCUUCUGCGACACGUUCAGCAAGCCGAUGGAGAAGCACGACUUCGUGUCAACGUCGAAUGCACUGUUCGUGCGCUUCGAGAGUAAGACUGGCAGCUACUCCGGCAGCUCGCUCUACUACUGGGCGCACUACGACUUUUUCAAUGCCACGAGAUUCGGUGAGCCCGUGCCCGGCACCGAGUGCGACGAAAUCUUUGCGUCGUGGAAGACACGCUCGGGCCAGUUGCGAUCUCCCUUGAACACCCUCGUCUACAAGAGACCGGGCGAUCCACCCGCCGAUUUGUCUUGCACCUACAGUUUCGUUACGGACAAGCGGCUGUACGCGCGGGUGAUCCUCGUAGUCGAAUCGAUCAACUUCAAGGAACAUCCGUAUGCCCAGUGCGGUCACUGUUGGGACAGCCGAGUGGAUCGGGUGAUCAUUCGAGAGCCGAACCCGGUGGGCAUUAAGGGCCACUGCCUCUGUCGGCACAACAACAAUGGCACCCCCUCGCCCACGACCUCACCGGCACCACGGCCACCCGUUCUCAGAGUAGUCUCCAGGGGUGAGAGGUUGGACCUGAAGUUGUUGGUGGACGGCGCGCACGCGGCAUCGAGCUACUUCAAAUGGCCGGCGCCGCUCUUUGAAGCGAGAUACGAGUUUGCACACAGCCCGUUAUGUGGUCCGGCCCUCUUGCCAGCCACUACUGAUGGUGAGAUCGAGUUCCCGCAUUACGAGGCGUUGGGAUACGUCACACCGCCCAGGUCCAUCAAAUGCAUUUGGGAGUUGCGAGUGAAUCGCGAGCGUGAUCUCUGGCUGCACUUUGAUAAGAUCAAGUUCGCAUCGCGCUCCUGCGAGGACGGCAAGCUCGAGAUCUUCCUGCCGGGUAACACUGAACCGUAUUUGGGUAUCUGUGGCGAGAACGUCAGCUACGUCAGGGAGAUGCCGAUCAUAUCGGCGGCACAAAUCGCGCCGCCGACGAUGGAUCAUCCAGCUCUGGCCGAUGGCACCGAGGAAUCCCCUGCUAUAACCAUACAAUUCACUGGAUCAAUGGCGCCAGCUAGGGCGGCUUUUAAGAUCGCCUGGACCGAGCUCUAUCACUUGCCGAGGGACGGCUCCGGCGCGCUUAAUACCCAGAAGCUGGAGGACUGCGCUUUCCAGUGUCCCGGUGACGCGGGAUGCAUUCCGGCAAGAUUGCUGUGCAACGGCGUCGUGAACUGUCCGACUCGCGGCAUACCCGUUCCGGGUAUCCUGAACGGCACUUUCUACGAGCCGGACGACGAGUCGGUGGAAACAUGCGGUGGUCCCGUCAACGGCAACGGCGGCAGCUUUGUCGGACCAGCUGGUUGGGCCGGCGCCGGUCUGGGCGUCGGGCUGACCAUUCUGCUGGGUCUAGCGUGUUUCAUCGCCGUCUGCAGACUUUGCAGAAGACGAUCGCACUCCAGGGACAUACACGUGCCCUACUAGGAGAUGCGGUUCAUCCUCUGCGAGUGUAUGCACGAUCCCAAACAACACAGAAGCCCAACAUGCGAACGACUCAUGAUCGUGCUUCGAGGAAUCGCGAUUUUUUGCUUGUACUCUAUAUACACAGAUGUAUGAGCAAGAAAUUCCUAUCUCUCACUGCUACGAAAGACGUCUACAUGACACCCGACUUCCUCGGAUGUCAUUGAGUCGUCUUCGAACUGAUCAUUAGUCAAUUCGACCGUCAUUCGAUUGCUGUUAAUUUCGAUGAAAUAGAUCUACUGAUUAUGAUAAGAUUGUAAUCUGGGGAGAAAGCACAUGAUGUCAUCAAGGCAAGUUUGUUUGUCAUUAAUAGGACGGCGUCGUCAACUUUCUGGGUUGUUUGGGACAAAGACGAUAAGAAAGCACUCUGGCACUUGAAAUCCGACGAGAUUCAGGAGAAGAGACGUUUUUUCCAGUGCUGUUACGAGCGACAAAUCCAACAUUGCGCUUACAAGUAAUUAUUCUAAUGUGAUGCUUCCGAGUUUAACAAACGUUUCGAGUUUGCUCAUUGAUCGCGAGAGAUCUACUUCGAGUCUUUACUCUAUAUGGUGUUCACGUAUUGCUGUCAGCGUGAUACCGAUCGUCCAUCCCGCGUCCACGUCACGCCAUCAGUCUUCUAUCUAUCCGUUUCGCGAAACUAAUGGUCCGUGCAUCCUAUCCCCCUACAACGACGAUCGCGCAGAUCGAACCGAAGCCGUGUUUGCCACUGCCACACUAUACUCACCGUGUUGUCAUCGCGUUUCCUCUACACACUGCCAUAGACGUAGAACUUCACGUGUAGCCUCAUCUCGAUCGUUUCCAUGUCCGAGAGAAAUAGUAGGUUUGCAAGACGAUCGGAGAGAGAGAGAGAGAUUAAUCUCUGCUGCUGAUGCAGUAGCGGUAGCGAAACGUCUGUGAAACAUAGAUAACUUGGACAACAUGCUAAUAAAAUGUAUCUCUAGUAUCCCGUUUCCUAAACUAUGGAACUCUACCGGUAGUCGUAUCGUUGGAGAAUAUAAUGAGUUCGAAAUUAGAAGAAGGAUAGAUUAGAUUAAGUUAGAUUAAGUUUCGAACGCCUACAGUUAUUUUACGACGUUAGGAUAAACAACUACGUAAUUAUACUAUAUGUGAAACAUUGAACAUUAUAAUUGUUUACACGUAUCACACGUUUACACAUCACAUAUAUAUCAUUACACUCUACGAUUACGAUUUAUUUUGUCAGCUAAAGUCAGAGAGCAGCGUUGCUACCCCUAGAAAGCCGAAAGGGUAGCGCGCGCCUUUUACUUCCUCCGCCGCUCGCACAGAUAUCAGCGAACCGAUCGUCCGAUAGAUUCCGACUUCGAGAUUAUAGUUCUUAGUGGUUGCUCAAAGUUGCGCUGCUCCGUGAAUUCUUGUCUUGUGAAACUCGUCGUAGCGAGAGCGAGUAAAAUUAAAUCGACUUGAAAUAUAUAGCGGGAAUAGCGGGAACGACGGGAAUCGAUAGUAUAUCAGAGAUUGUGACUUCUGAGACGAGUCGUGACACGCCUUGUCGAUUUAACGUCUUGAGAUUCGGCGAUAUCGUGUGUCGGGCGUAAUGACACAUCGUGUCCGCCGAUACGUACCGAGUCUGCAUUAAGAAUAUGAAGAAGAAAUGAGGAAGGAACGAAGGGAAGAGCCACGUGAUUCGCCGAUUCGCAAGAUGUCUUGGACUCUAUGACACCGAAUGAGCGUGCCUACUAAAUAUGCAGCUAUUAUGCAUGUGAUUGUCGACAGUGCAAACAAUUUGUAUAUAAUAAGCCGAGGGAGAGAUAGAGAGACGGGGAGGUUUAUAUAAGAUCGAUCGCUUUUUAGAACUAAUCGGUACGCUAGAACAUUAUAAGGGAGGAGAAAUAAUGGAAAUAAAUGAAGCGUUGGCGAGAGAGCUCGCCGACCGUCGCAGUGGUAAGAGAUCCUGUUGAUCCGAUAGUGUGUCGUUGGUUGGCCUUCCUCCAGGCUAUUAUAAUUAGAGCAAGGAACAGACUUGGAAACUUGGGAACCGGCGCCCCCUCCCCCGGGGACUGCUGCGUUCUAGGAUCAUGAUUGUUUGUAUAUAGGGAAACAUUUAUGUAGAUUUAGCGACAAUCUCAAUAGCGGAUACACACGUACCCACACAAAGUACACGCAACACGCACACGACAACCGGACGACGGUAUUAAAAACGCGCGCAUUAUUAAUAUGCAGCCCUCUUCAAUCGACGGUAUAACGAUUAUCUUACUACGACAUGUAAUUGCGAUAAUAACAAUUAUCAUAAUUACUAUAUUUUUUACUAAUAAAGAGCAUCCUUGCAGUCGAGGA